CCCACUUCCCUUCUUCCUUGCUACCGCUCCCUCCAAAAUCGCUUCAUCUCUGUGGAAAUUUUUUGCAAGACCCCUUUCUAGGGUUUGUGACACUCAAUUCCUCUCGGGAGCCUCGUCUGGUAUUGGCGUGAACACAGACCUCUGUGGACAGAACCUUUCUAGAACCCGUCCUUACAAACUAUAUCAUACGAAAAUGAGCGAAGCCGUUCAUCCCACUAUUCAAGACGGCUGGUUCCGCGAGGUCUCCGAGAUGUGGCCUGGCCAGGCCAUGACUCUCAGGGUUAAGAAAGUCUUGCACCACGAGAAGUCCAAGUACCAAGAUGUCUUGAUCUUUGAGAGUACCGACUACGGCAAUGUUCUUGUCUUGGACAAUGUUAUCCAAUGCACCGAGCGCGACGAGUUUGCCUACCAGGAGAUGAUCACCCAUCUUGCAAUGAACUCCCAUCCCAACCCCAAGAAGGUUCUUGUUAUUGGGGGUGGUGAUGGUGGCGUCCUUCGUGAGGUCGUCAAGCAUGAGUGUGCUGUUAUCCGCCUCUCAAAACAAUACCUCCCUCACAUGUCCAAGGGGUUUGAUCAUCCCAAGUCUAAGGUUCAUGUUGGAGACGGAUUCAAGUUCCUCGAGGACUACAAGAACGAAUUCGACGUUAUUAUUACCGACUCAUCGGACCCGGAAGGUCCAGCAGAGUCUCUCUUCCAGAAGCCCUACUUCGAACUUUUAUUUGGAGCUUUGAAGGAGGGUGGUGUGAUCACCACGCAAGCCGAGAACCAGUGGCUUCACCUGCAGCUUAUUACCGACCUUAAGAAGUCGUGCCGCGAAGUCUUCCCGGUUGUGGAAUACGCCUACACAACAAUUCCCACCUACCCAUCCGGCCAAAUUGGUUUCAUGGUUUGCUCCAAGGAUGCGAAUAGGGACGUCUCCAAGCCUCUCAGGACCGUAUCCGACGAGGAGGAGCAGAAGAUGUACAGAUACUACAACAAGAGGAUCCACGAGGCAAGCUUCGUGCUGCCCACUUUCGCGGCGGCAGCUUUGAAAUAG
Tuber melanosporum (Perigord truffle) is the source of this 1036-nucleotide messenger RNA. RefSeq lists its product as uncharacterized. Gene Ontology annotation, cellular component: cytosol. Gene Ontology annotation, biological process: spermidine biosynthetic process. The transcript has 7 exons. Gene Ontology annotation, molecular function: spermidine synthase activity. Lineage: Eukaryota; Fungi; Ascomycota; Pezizomycetes; Pezizales; Tuberaceae. The record is from RefSeq and is a predicted model, not a curated record. Bases 194 to 1036 code for a protein of 280 amino acids.